GUUGCUUUAAUACACAGAUUGUGAAUAGGGCUCAGUAGGUAUAUUUUCAAAACGUGAACCAGACAUUAAACAAUUAAGUUGAAAAUCUGUUUUGACUGACACAAAUUUUGAAACAAUAGUUAAGUGUCCCGUUAGGUUUUUCGCCUUUCUCGGAGUGAAAUCUAGAAUAGAAUUUAAUGAAACCAAACUGCUCACGCCUUGAUUAUGGGAGUCUAAGAUAAUGAUGAUAGUUUUUAUGUGGUUGAUAUGUUAAUGGAAGAUAGUGAUUUAGAUGACAUUCUCAAUGAUAUUCUUCAAGAUGAUGAACCUAUAAAGAAGAAGACUCCUAUCCGGAGUUCUACAACACAACCUCAAGCUCCUACAGCACCUGGAUACAAACCUGAACCUUCUCCAGGUCCUCUAGCAACUGGACCCAACCCUGAACCUUCUCAGGUUCUUCUGACACCCGGAUCCAAACAUGAACCUUCUCCUGUUAAGAAAGAUAAUCCAAAAAAUGGAAACGCCGAGUCUGAUAAACAAAAUAAAAAGAAGUUAAUGCAAGAACUUUUCCUUGACAAGAAAGAAAAGGAAGAUUUUCCAAAGACUGAAAAAGUUAAUCUUCAAGAACCUAGGAAAACGGAACCAACCAAAUCUAUACCCAAACCAGAAGUUAAGGAGGUUCUUAAAGAAAAAGUGUCUGAAAAUUCCAAAAUGGAUUUUGACGACGACAUUCUCGGCAAGAUAGAAAAACCUCGGGUCGGAGCUUCCAAAGUUAGUUUUAUGGACGAUAUUUUCGGAAAGAAAAGCGAAAAAGAAUCAAAAUCCAGUUUUCUGGAUGAUCUUAUGAGCGGAGAAACAGGAAAAAGGCGAAGUUCUAAACCAGAAAAUGAAUUCGUCCUAGACUCCAAGUACAAAAAGAAUGAGGAUAACGCCGAACUCAACCCUCAGCCUAGAAGAAGAAGAGGAAAUCCUGAAGUUCAGACCAAGGAAACUCUGUUUAAAGAAGACAAAACUAAAGAAUCUAUCGGUGCUGCGGAGGACAAUCCUUUUCCUUGGAUGGCGAAGACGUCUGAAACCAAACCUCCUCAAGAACCACCUCAACAACAACAACAAAAUAUACCUCAACAACCACCUGGUGCCACCCAACAACCUCAACAGCCUCAAGUAAGUACCUACCAACAACCUGCAGUUGGGCAUCAACCACCAAUGCCCACCUAUCAACAACAAGCGCCUUACAACUCGGUUCCUAAUCCCUAUCUCCCGCAACCAGUGCUUCCUCAGUACCAACCGCAACUUCUUCCUACCCAGCAGUAUCAACCGCUACCUCUUCCUGAUAUAGCAGGACUAGAACGGAACCAGGCAGAAGCUUUCAAUAGAGAAAUGGAAAAUCUUAAUCAGAUGAUGCAGCAGAGGAAGGCAGAGCAGAUGGCAGGGAUGGAACGGCAGAGAGAGCAGAUGGAGAGAGCAGUGAGAGAAAUGCAAGAGCGAAAUUUCAGGCUUAGUCAGCAGCAAGCAGAGCAGGGUCAACGUAUGCUGACACGGCUGCAGCAGCAGAUGGAAGAGGAAGCGAGGAGCAAGCAGAACCUGCUCAUCAACCAAUUACAGAUCAUGACAAAGAUUAACACUGAGCUACCUGGAUACUCUCUGGAGGGUGGAGAUAUAGACGCCAUUAUUCAGAAGCUACAGGCCAAUGAUAAGGAGGAGAAGAAGGAGAGGAGUGAGAUAAAGGAGCUGGUUGAGAAGAAGGUGACUGAGAUGCAGGACAUAUUCGUGGCCAAGGAGGGAAGGAUUAUUGAAAACUAUGAACAAGUUGUUAAGGAUUUAGAGCAUAAGCUGGACAUGUCGAACGACAGGUGCAGGCAGAUGGUUGAGGACUGGAGGGAGGAGAAGGAGAAUAUGGUGAAUCAGCAUAAAAAGGAUAUCAACCUUCUCAAGGAGACCCAUACAGAAGCAAUGGAGUGCCUGAAGGAUGAGUAUAGAAGAGUUAUUGAACGGAUCCAGGGACCGAAUUUAAUGAAUUGA
Eurytemora carolleeae is the source of this 2001-nucleotide messenger RNA. RefSeq names its product RNA polymerase II degradation factor 1. The transcript has 6 exons. The record is from RefSeq and is a predicted model, not a curated record. NCBI's taxonomy places the organism in Eukaryota, Metazoa, Arthropoda, Copepoda, Calanoida, Temoridae. Bases 247 to 2001 code for a protein of 584 amino acids.